This is a messenger RNA of Pomacea canaliculata, 5588 nucleotides long. RefSeq names its product putative helicase MOV-10. The transcript is spliced from 16 exons. NCBI's taxonomy places the organism in Eukaryota, Metazoa, Mollusca, Gastropoda, Architaenioglossa, Ampullariidae. Gene Ontology annotation, molecular function: 5'-3' RNA helicase activity; RNA binding. The record is from RefSeq and is a predicted model, not a curated record. The coding region runs from base 819 to 3572 and encodes 917 amino acids.
UCCUUAGGCAUGUCAUCACUGUUUCCCAGCACCUUUUUUUUUCUAAAAAGAGUAUCAAAGCUAUUUCAGUCCUUGUGAUGGGAUUAAUUUUCCAGAUGGUUGAGCUUCCUCCUUUAGAGACUCGUGUACUCGAUCCUUCGUCCCAAAGUUGUCUGUAAAACAUUUUUCCUUAUCCUUCUAUUGACCAACCGAUGAACUGCAUGACCACCACAAAGCGAUAUGCAGAUCUUGCUAUACGGUAGAAAACAAAACAGAGAAAGGGUUGCAUCUUCGCUGCAAAGUUUUUCCCGCAGAGACGGAAGUGGUCAGGAGCCAACAAUAUUUCAGCAUCUGCAACCUAUCAGUUCAACACACACCUGACAUGGGGAUUCUUGAAACACUAUGCGAACAACCCCACCUGGCAGCCCAAUUCAGCCUAAUCUGUGCGCGCCCUGAUUUUUUACCGCACGAGGCCGGGUCAAGGUUAGUCCCUACCAGCCACUCACUGUUAACUCUGGUAACUGCGGAUCGUACAGAGAAGUCGCACUGUUGCGCGGUUCCUUUACCUUUGUUGUUGUUGUUAAAGGUAAAACAACAAGCAAAUUACAACUCUGCCCAUAUUAUGUAACUUUCCGCAGAAAAUGUAGAGAGGUCAGCCCAGGCAAAACAUCCAUGACGGGAAGUUGUUAGGUGAGGUUACGCUGAUAGUCACGCCUACCCUCGCCGAGGUCGCUACGGCUGCAUGGAGGGCUGCUGAGGUCAAGCGGCUAUUUUUGGAUGUCGGCCCUCGCAACACAAGAGCCAGAUCAAAGGAAUUUUAAGAUCAACAGUAGAGAAGAAUGGAGCAUUCUUAUGUGGUUGAUCAGCACUUAAACAAGAAAAGGGGAAAGAAUACAACAGAUGAUGAUUCCAGAAGCAGCAUUAAGAAACAGAUCUUCUGCAGUACUUGCAAGAUGGAAUUUGCAAGUCAGGAGGACCUGCAGAAGCAUAUGGAGACUAAAAGGCACAAAUAUGCUGGUCACCUCAGUCAAAAUUCAUCGCAGAAGGACGAUGCUUCUCAGCCCUUAUCUGACAUUUUAGUAGAGUGUAAAGAUCAAGGUGUAAAGAUGUCAGCUGAUAAUCGACAGUUUUCCGUCAAGGUAGAACUGGGGGUAAAGAAGACUGUGACCUUGAAGGUGACCAACCAGUCAUCACAGCUGACUUUCAAAUUGUUGUCUUGGGGUGAUCUAGCAUCGGAGAGAGAUUAUUUUCAGUACAUUCAGCCAUCUCAGAUGUGCCUUUCACCAGGUGAUGAGGGCACUCUUCAGCUGAAAGUCUGUGUCAGUCAGGUGGGCGAGCUAUACCGACAUGUAAUCUUCAGUUUUCAUGCAGCUCUACCAUUGCGUCUGACGUACAUUUUCCACUUUUCAUGCAGUGACAGUUUUGUUGAUGAUCUAAAAAAAGAUGCUAUCGAGCCUUAUCGAUCACAAAAGCCACGCUUUAUACCACCACCUGAAACUGUAAUUAAGGGUGUCCAACUACCAAGAAAAUCAACAGACAAGCUUUCAAAGGAGUUGCCACUGAAAUCAUAUAGAGCAGGGAAACUUCUCAGUUACAUAAACCGUGGAUUUGAAGAUAAAGGAGAAAAAUUAAAUGAGCAAAUGCGUUCAGAAAUGAAGGUUCUGAGGAGUGUGCUAGAGGAGGAGCUUGCAUUCAGUAGGUAUGCCAAGAAGCUGAGCACUCUUUUGCACUGUGAGGAAGCCCAGGUGGAAGUGGAACUUCACAAAUAUGACAUGAUAGCCACCAUGAAGAGGAGAGGAGCUUCUUCUUUGGUUUUGGAGGUUCCUGGUCUAGCAGAAAAUAGACCUUCAGUUCUGAGGGGAGACCAUAUACUGGCGAGAAUCCUGGACAAAGAUGGACAAAUAGGUACAGAAGAAUACCAGGGCUUUGUUCAUGAUGUGGAACAAACACGGCUUGUUCUUGGGUUUCAUAAGAACCUGCUGAACAUCUUCCAGAAUGACUUGGAGUUUCACGUACAGUUUGUCUUAAACCGGAUGCCUCUGCUUCUGCAACAUCGUGCCAUAGAGACAGCAGAGGAGGAGGAACAAGACAUGGAAAGUCUUCUAUUUCCAUCAUAUGACGUUGUUGGGGUUUGGGGUACAUUCCACGAUCCAGCCCAGCCCCUUUCUUUCUAUUCAGUGAACCCUGCACCUAACAAGGAGCAGGACUGCGCUAUACGACACAUAGUGGCAGGAACCUCUCGCCCAGCUCCAUACAUUGUGUUUGGUCCUCCCGGCACCGGAAAAACAUAUACUAUUGUUGAGGCUAUCAAGCAGGUGGUCAAGUGCUUCCCUCAUGCACGAAUUCUUGCCUGCGCUCCUUCUAACAGUGCUGCUGACAAUAUUGCAGAAAGACUUUACGAGCACCUUGAUAAAGAUGUCUUGUUACGAAUGAAUGCUGCUAGUCGAAAUAGACGGACCAUCCCUCAAAAGUUGUUGGAUAUUUGCAAUGAGGAUAAAUCAGGACAUACCAUAUUUCCAGGCAAAGAAACCCUGCAGAAAAAGCGUGUCAUUGUGUGCACCCUUAUCACAGCUGGAAGGCUUGCUUCAGCCUGCUUUCCACCUGAGCACUUUACACAUGUAUUCAUCGAUGAAGUGAGCCAGGCAACAGAGCCGGAAUCUCUUGUACCAGUUAUCAACAUACUGAGCAUGACAAACCGUGACAAGGGGGGACAACUAGUGCUUGCAGGAGAUCCCAAACAGUUGGGGCCAGUCCUGCACUCACCAUUGGCACGCCAGUUUAACUUAGAUGAAUCCCUCAUGGAGCGACUGAUGAGAACCUUGGAGCCAUACAAGCGCUUCUCCAAACCUAAAGAUGGCCAAUACUAUGAUGUUCGAGUGCUUACAAAGCUGGUAAAGAACUACCGCUCCCACCCUGAAAUCCUUAUAGUGCCCAACAAACUGUUUUAUGAUGGAGAAUUGGAACCUUUUGCAGACAAAUCCUCAAGAGAACAGCUUUGUGGGUGGGAUGGUUUGCCAAAUAAAAAAGCACCUGUGGUGUUCCACGCUGUUAUAGGGGAAGACAUGCAGGAGGCAGGGUCUCCAUCCUUCUUCAACCCACAGGAGGUGUCUGUUGUAAUCAGCUACAUUACCAAGCUGGUCGGCAUGAAGAUUUCCCCACAACAAAAAAUUGAAGCAAGGGAUAUUGGCAUCAUCUCCCCAUACAAGAAACAGGUGCAAAAAAUUCGUAGUCAGCUGACCAAGCUAAAUAUCGAUGACAUCAUGGUUGGGUCAGUGGAGGAAUUUCAAGGUCGGGAGAAAAAGAUCAUCAUCAUCAGCUCUGUGCGCAGCCAGCCAAAGUUCAUGCAGACUGACCUCAAGUUUCGUCUAGGCUUCCUUACAAACCCAAAAAGGUUCAACGUAGCCUUGACACGAGCAAAAGCGCUGCUGGUUGUGAUAGGCAAUCCCACCAUUCUUUCAUGUGAUCACAACUGGCGGACAUUCAUCACAUAUUGCAAUGAGAUGGGAUAUGUACGUGAACCACAGCUUAUGACAGCAAUGAAUGAAGAGUACAUGGAAAAGUUGCUUGAUCAGAUGUCAAUCACCCAGCAGUAAUGGAGAGUUACAAGUUUCUUACAGAAUUUGUACAGAACAGCUGUUUGGUCAGUGCCAAUAGUCCUCAGCAUACCCCGGUGUACAUUAGUGUCAAAUUAUUUGUCACUGUACAUGUUUUUUUCUUGCAUAGUUUAAGUGAUAAUCUCAUAUGUUAUGCUUCCCAAGAUGUGGUCUUUAUAUUUCCAUUGCUUUUAUUGCAUUUCUUGGUUUUUGUAUUUACAAUUUCUUGGUAUUGAAAGUUUAACUACAUCAGCAUUAGUUGUAUGUGUACAUUUUAUUUGUGAGCAUAGUUUUAAAGGUACAGUGGCUUAAAUAUGAGCUUGAAAACAGCGAGUCCAAGUGAUUACUGCAGACAAGUCAUGAAUGGAAGCUGUUAUGUGAUAUGAUGAGAACAUUUCUUAACAUUUGUAGUUUAUACUUACAACUUUUAAAUACAUAAGGUUGUUGAUUUUAUGCAAAGUGUAAUAUUGCUUUAGAGUUUUUGCUAAAGGAACUCUUAAAGGUCUUAGUAAGAUGCUUAGAAUGGAUAAAGUAUUUCCACUCUUUUGUGAGGAAGAAACGAAAGGCCUUUUUGAGUUAUCUCACUACCUACUAUGAAAUAUAGGACACUCAUGUUGUGCAAAAAUAUGGAUAGUUCAUAGGUGCUUUUGAUUAAUGAUAAAGCCAUGAAAAAAUGUCAGGUUUACAUUAGCUUUGUUGUCAUUGGUUACUAAACAUUGUCUUUCCAUUUUCAGUUUUUCAGAAAAGCUUUAAGCACUAAACAAUAGUCAAUCAUUCCAUUUAUUCACUGCAUUAGGCUAUUAAAUCUGCAGAAUUUAUAGACGCAGUAAUUGAAAAGACACACUUUUUCUCUCUCUCACACAUUUUCAUUCACACCAACUAUUUUUCAUUUAUUAGAAAACAGGAAACCUGUGUAGUGUUUAUAACACACAAGGUCACAUAUCUGCUGGUAUCGUAAGUUCAACCAACUCUUAAAUACCCCCUAAUGCCUCGGCUUUUGAAAUUUUCCAGAAGAGUACCACUUUAAAAAAUUCGUGUUGACCAAGUACCACCUCCCAACCCUAGCCCCUACAUAUAUAUACUAGUCUAGGACUUAGUAUUAGGUUCGCUGGUAUUUAGUAAAUGAUUUAGUGGCAGUGAUUUAUUUUGGCACAUGGUGUUCCUGUGCCACCCAUCAUACCUUCGUGUACCAGGGGCCCUGAUUGGAUCACCCUAUCACUGAGCCAAAGUCUGGUGUAGAAUAGCUGUACCUUGUUUUAGAAGCCUUCUGUAGUUCUUGCUAUUAUCAAAUGUAGCAGAACUAGGACUUGAUAGAAAUUUAUUUUGUGAAGUGCAAGUGUAAGGUUUUCUCAGGUUACAAGUCUGAGAGAAUGGCCUUGGCUGCUGAAUACUUAGUUCUUUACAGUUUAGUCCAACAGGUUAGUCAAAAAGCCCUUUGCUGCAACUAAUUUUUUUCAACUACUUUAAGAUAACUCAUAUUUCCUUGGUUCCAGAAUUGCUGACUGUGCUCCUAUUAGUUAUUAUUAUUGUAUGUUGCUGUUUUUGUAAAGGGAUUUUGAGCUCACCAUGAUAAUGGGUAAAGGUGCUAUUAGAAUGAAAGAUAUUAUUAGUGCUAUUGUAGUGUGUGUGUGUGUGCAUGAAAGUGUGUGUGUGUGUGUGCAGAUGCUGCUGGUAGAUAAGAUUUUUGGAAUAAUUAGCUAAUUUCACACUGACAUGUUUCUUUUGGCUUGGAAGACAGGGUUGGGUUGUGACACUUCCUCCUGAUCAUAUUUACAAGUGCCAAUAGACUUGGCCAAGCCUCAGAACUUGAUGAACUUGAUGAACACUUUCCUUUACAAAGGAGAUACUAUGCACCCUGCUGUUUUAAGUCUACAGGUUUUCUUGAGUGUUUAGACAAGCAGCAGCAGUCUGGGAUAAGGUUUUAUGUCCCCAAAAGCAGCAACUUAAUGUGCAGCUAUUAUCCCUGUUGGAUUCUUUCAUGAGCAUAUGUCAAUAAAUCUCAUGUAAAAAGUAAAA